Drosophila subobscura is the source of this 680-nucleotide messenger RNA. RefSeq lists its product as uncharacterized. The record is from RefSeq and is a predicted model, not a curated record. NCBI's taxonomy places the organism in Eukaryota, Metazoa, Arthropoda, Insecta, Diptera, Drosophilidae. The coding region runs from base 123 to 566 and encodes 147 amino acids. The transcript is spliced from 4 exons.
ACGCUCAUUCAAUUUUUCACUCUCGCGCGUUGUGGUCGCUGUUGUUUGUGCUCCAAAGAAUCUCGACCGGUUUUCACUGUUGUGGAAAAUUCAAAAGACUACCGAAGCCAAAGAAUCUAAAGAUGAAAAUCGAUCUGACUGUCGACCAGGGGCCAUGCAACACAGAACUCAGGAGCUGGUGCCUUGGCAUUGCGAUCUAUUCGCUGUUGACUAUCACAUUCAGUGUGCUCUUCGCGCCAAAUGUGGUAAACUUUGUGGGCUUUGCCAUUGCAGUGGCGGCUAAUGUACUAUUGCUGAUCGGCUGCCUUAAGUACAAGCACCAGCUGCUGGUUGGCUGGCUGAUAUAUGCCUUGAUCUGUGCCAUUGGAUUCCCCUUUGCCAUAUUCGGCGUCAUCUUCCACUACGGAGGGUAUCGCGAGGCCACCGGAUUCAACAACAUCUUUGGCGCCUUGCUGUCGUAUAUUGUACAGAUCGUAAUCGUUGCCUUCUGCGCCCGUCUUAUCUAUUCCUACUACUUGCAACUGAAGAACCGCCAGGGCACACCCCAGGCCGUGCCUGUCGUUUGAGAUUCAUUGACGCCAUAGCCAUAGGCGGCUAGUUUUGUUUAUCCGUUUUCUAGCUCUGUGUGUUUUUUCUUGGAAUAAAAUACGUUCUUGUAUUUGAUUGCAAUUUGUCGUAAA